AUGGAAAGCGAGCGGGAGAUUGAACACUUCGGAUUCUCUGCCGAGCACAUAUCAAUAGAAAGAAAAUAUUUCAUUAAAAAAAUUCUCAAUCUUGCAAUCGAUCAUGUUCUCAGCAAAAUUGUUUGUUCAUCCGAGACUUCUGAGAUUUUGGAACAACACAAGAAUCGUAUUGUACAGGAUAUAAUGGAGGAUGCAUCUGUUAAUCGAUUUGUAACAAUGGCCGAGAAUAUGGAUAAGAAAUACUUUUCUGUUCCGGAUCAUGUAUUAUUGCCACCAUAUUUUGAUCAUGCCAAACAAUAUGCAGAAUCGGAUGAAAAAGAAAUCGAUACGCAAAUUGAAAAGUAUAGGAAGACAUUCCUUGAGAAUUCAUUGAUGUUGGCUUCAUUAAAAAUCGAAAAUAGUCAAUAUAAAAGCUUGGCACCAUUUCUGGAGGAAGAACUUAAGGUGCAUCGUCAAUUGGAGGAUAGUUUUAAAAGUUUUAAUAUGAAGGAAAUACAUGAGCUGGUGGAUAAAACAAUGUCUCUGACAAAUAAGGAUAAAUAA
Molecule: messenger RNA, 543 nt
Organism: Musca vetustissima
Lineage: Eukaryota; Metazoa; Arthropoda; Insecta; Diptera; Muscidae
Exons: 2
Coding region: 1-543 (180 amino acids)
Source: RefSeq, a predicted model, not a curated record